This is a messenger RNA of Phialemonium atrogriseum, 1354 nucleotides long. RefSeq lists its product as uncharacterized. The coding region runs from base 251 to 1252 and encodes 333 amino acids. The record is from RefSeq and is a predicted model, not a curated record. The transcript has 2 exons. NCBI's taxonomy places the organism in Eukaryota, Fungi, Ascomycota, Sordariomycetes, Cephalothecales, Cephalothecaceae.
AUGAGGUUUCCAAGCCCAGGCCCCGAGGCCCGAGGGUGACUGGGCUGACAAGGGUUGAGGCCCUUGUUCUCCUCUCCUCUCCCCUUCCCCAGAGACCUUGCAAGUUUGCAACUCUGCCUCCAGCCCAGCGCCCAACCGAUCGCACGUCCAACAAACCCCACGACAGGGCACCACCCGCUGGGAAACGAUCCCAUCUCGUCUUUCUCGACACCCGGGGGCGGGAGAUGGGACUCAGCGGCCCGGCGCGCAAAUGAGCUCACACCACCACCCAACAGACCCGCAACCGAGACAGCAGCAGUCCGGCACCCCGUCGCCGCCACCGCAACCUCCUCCUCCCCAUCCCCGCCGCCAGAUCUCCGCCGCACGCCAGAGGCAGCUGGCCUCGCUUGUCGAGGAGCAGCCGGGCCUCGAGGUCUGCCAGCCCCCGCCCCCGGCGCAGGCCCGAGACCGGGUCCGCGACCGAGCCGCCGAGGCCGCGCCCGAGCCGGCGGCCAGCUGGCCCGACAGCGACGACGCCGGUCCGCUGCAGUACACGUUCUACAGGGAGGGGACUCCGACGCCGCCUGAGUACGCGGGCGAUGAGGAGAAGGGCGUAGGCGGGAGGGCUGGGGCCAAGGCCGGGAGCUCAGCGGCUGCUGCUGCUGCUGCUGCGGCGGCGGCAGCGGCGGCGGCGCUGGAGACGGCCUUGUCCAUUGAGCCGAAGGAACCGAGACCGCAGAGGAGGAGGAUAUGUGGGCUGAGGAGAGGGCUGUUUUGGCUGGUGGUGUCCAUCAUCCUUCUGGCGGUUGGGGUAGCUAUUGGUGUUGGUGUUGGCGUUGGACUUGGCGUGGGGAGGAACAGAUCGGUAGCGUCUGCUAGCACCUCCAGCGCCACGACUGCGAACAGCCCGAUCACCACGUCGACACCUUCUCCCACGUCGACGGCUGCCUCGUCGACAGCUGCAGCUUCGGAUUCGACGACCUGCCCUGGCGCAAACAAUACCAUAUACAAGGUACCCGCCUCGGACAAGCGGUUCCUGCGGAUAUGUGGCCUGGACUUCAGCGGGGCUCAGGGAGCGGUGGACCUGAAGAACGUGCCGACGCGCAGCUUUGCCGACUGCAUGGACAACUGCGCCGGCACGAGAGGCUGUACCGGUUGCGGGUGGGGAUUCAUGGAGGGCGAUACCGCGGAUGAGCAUUCGUGCUGGAUGAAGACCGGUCUGCAAAACCCUCACACGGUUCGGCCGGGUUGGUCCUUUGCUGUCUUGCAGUAGAGCCGGAUGGGUCAGCAGAAAGAGAGAGCGUUAGAGUGGAAGAAUACCCCGAGCCAGAUUACUCUCUGCAUACUAGUUUAAUGAUAAUGUUUCAUACUCCCA